AGAGCAUAUCACAGCAGCACAACAGAGACGUUAGACUUCCUGUCUUAAUCUCUCUCUAAAUCUUCUGUUUAACUCCCUUAAAUACAAUUUGUUGCUCUUUCUUCCUUGAUUGAACGGCUCGGAACACUGACUUACGUCUACUUGUCAUACGAUUCUGCUCACACUCGGUAUGAUGAAUCUGAUAUAUGUGUUUCUUAAUUUAUGCUAUUCAACUACAGUCUCAGAAGUCUAAAUCUAGACAACUUUGAAAGGCUCGGAAAACUUACGUCUACUUGUUGACUACGUGAUAUAGGUGCCAUUCGGGAGUCUGCUGAUACCUAAUAAAUUAUUCAAAAGCAAAACUGAGGUAAUUAUUUGUUUGACAUUCGGGGUAUAUGUACUUAUGCAUUGAGUUAAUGAUUUAUUCAAGUUCUAGAUUGUUUGGUUGCAGAUUUUUUGAAUUUCUAAAUGUCUUCGAGUAAUGCUAAUCAUGCUAUGAGGCAAUGGAUGUAUGCAAUAAUUGAUCCCAAUACCAAUCAGGUCUCUAAUGCAUUUACAGAAGGAUUGAAAUAUUUCAUGGUUGUUGCCAAAAACCAUGUUUUAUUUACUCAAAAGCAGAAAAUAUUUUGCCCGUGUAUUAAGUGUGAGAAUAGAAAAUUUCUUGAUGAGCAAACAGUCACUGGCCAUUUAUAUAACAGAGGAUUUAUGGCCAAUUAUCUUGUUUGGGUUGCACAUGGAGAAGUGUAUGAGGUUGACAAUCACUCACGACAUGCUCAGGAAAAUACAAACACGCCCACAGAUGUUUCCAUGCAAGCUCCAAACUCUUAUGUUGAGAUGAUAAGUGAUGCCUUUAAUGAGCAUACGUCCUCUCAUGAAAGCAUUGAAGAAGAUCCCAACGAAGAAGCCAAAAGAUUUUUCAGUCUGUUAAAUGCAAGCCAAAAAUCCAAUAUAUGAUGGAUGUCGAGAAGGACACUCACAAUUGUCAUUGGCGGCUCGAUGUAUGACACUGAAAACAGACUAUAACUUGUCUGAGAAGUGCAUGGAUUAUAUUGCUGAAAUGUUGAAAGACUACAUGCCUGCAGAUAACAAUGCCACUGCUUCAUACUAUGACACAAAGAAACUGAUGCGGUCUUUGGGGCUGCCUUACAAAAAGAUAGAUGUGUGUCAGAAUAAUUGUAUGAUCUUCUGGAAAACCGACGCAGACCUAGAAAGCUGUAAAUUCUGUGGAGCUGCGAGAUUCAAAAGUACAAAAAAACCUGGAAGAAAACAAGUUCCUUUUCGACAAAUGUUUUAUCUGCCAAUAGCUGAUAGACUGAAAAGAUUAUAUCAGUCAAAGAAGACAGCUUCACAUAUGAGGUGGCACAAAGAACAUUAUUCAACUCAGGACAGUAAUGUAAUGAGUCAUCCAUCAGAUGGUGAAGCAUGGAAACACUUUAACCAGGUAUAUCCUGAUUUUGCCAAUGAAUCUAGAAAUGUCUAUCUUGGUUUGUGCACAGAUGGAUUUAAUCCUUUUGGUAUGUCUGGUCAAAAUUAUUCGUUGUGGCCGGUGAUUCUUACUCCAUAUAAUCUACCACCUGACAUGUGUAUGAAACAGGAGUUUAUGUUUCUCACAAUAUUAAUCCCUGGUCCAAACCAUCCAAAAAGGAGUUUAGAUGUGUUUUUACAGCCUCUCAUAGAGGAGCUUAAUGGUUUAUGGACUGAUGGAGUUGAGUCAUAUGAUGUAUCACUGAAGCAGAACUUUACAUUACGAGCUAUGCUUUUAUGGACGAUCAGUGAUUUUCCCGCUUAUGCUAUGUUAUCUGGAUGGACAACUCAUGGUCGUUUAGCAUGUCCUUUUGUAUGGGUGACACUGAAGCUUUUUGGCUGA
Brassica rapa (field mustard) is the source of this 1846-nucleotide messenger RNA. RefSeq lists its product as uncharacterized. The record is from RefSeq and is a predicted model, not a curated record. Lineage: Eukaryota; Viridiplantae; Streptophyta; Magnoliopsida; Brassicales; Brassicaceae.